GUCGGAACUUAUUGACAACUGCGACCGGAAGUGAGAUUGCACGGAAUGGCUGCCGCUGCGACCAUGGCGGCCGCCGCCCGGGAGCUGGUGUUGCGGGCUGGGGCCUCGGAUAUGGAGGAGGAGGAGGGUCCGCUGGGGGUUGGUCCUGGAGGUCUUCAGGAGCCAUUGCAACUUGGGGAGUUGGAUAUCACCUCUGAUGAAUUUAUCCUGGAUGAAGUAGACAUUCAUAUUCAGGCAAAUCUGGAGGAUGAAUUAGUAAAGGAAGCCCUGAAAACAGGUGUGGAUCUCCGUCACUAUUCAAAGCAAGUUGAGUUGGAUCUACAGCAGAUUGAACAGAAAUCCAUCCGGGAUUAUAUUCAAGAGAGUGAGAACAUAGCAUCUCUGCACAACCAGAUUACAGCCUGUGAUGCUGUCCUUGAGCGUAUGGAGCAGAUGCUGGGAGCUUUUCAGAGUGACCUAAGCUCCAUAAGCUCGGAGAUCCGGACACUGCAGGAACAGUCCGGAGCCAUGAACAUUCGCCUUCGAAACCGCCAGGCAGUUCGUGGGAAACUUGGGGAGCUGGUUGACGGCCUGGUGGUGCCCUCUGCUCUGGUCACGGCAAUUCUGGAGGCGCCAGUGACUGAACCAAGGUUCCUGGAGCAGCUACAGGAGCUGGACGCCAAGUCAGCGGCUGUGCGUGAACAGGAAGCUCGAGGCACAGCGGCCUGUGCGGAUGUCCGAGGCGUGCUUGACCGGCUCCGGGUGAAGGCAGUGACGAAGAUCCGGGAGUUCAUCCUUCAGAAGAUCUAUUCCUUCCGAAAACCCAUGACCAACUAUCAGAUUCCCCAGACGGCCCUGCUGAAGUACAGGUUCUUUUAUCAGUUUCUGCUGGGCAAUGAGCGAGCCACGGCCAAAGAGAUUAAGGAUGAAUACGUGGAGACGCUGAGCAAGAUCUACUUCUCUUACUACCGCUCUUACCUGGGGCGGCUCAUGAAGGUCCAGUAUGAGGAAGUUGCCGAGAAGGAUGACCUCAUGGGUGUGGAAGAUACUGCCAAGAAAGGAUUCUUCUCGAAGCCCUCCCUCCGCAGCAGGAACACCAUCUUCACCCUGGGCACCCGGGGCUCGGUCAUCUCUCCCACCGAACUGGAAGCGCCCAUCCUGGUGCCCCACACUGCCCAGCGCGGAGAGCAGCGGUAUCCAUUUGAGGCCCUGUUCCGCAGCCAGCACUACGCCCUUCUAGACAACUCCUGCCGCGAGUAUCUUUUCAUCUGUGAAUUCUUCAUGGUGUCUGGCCCAGCCGCACAUGACCUCUUCCAUGCAGUCAUGGGCCGGACGCUCACUAUGACCCUGAAACACCUGGAGUCCUACCUUACCGACUGCUACGAUGCCAUUGCAGUGUUUCUCUGCAUCCACAUUGUCCUUCGGUUCCGCAACAUUGCCGCCAAGAGGGACGUGCCUGCCCUGGACAGGUACUGGGAGCAGGUACUUGCCUUGCUGUGGCCACGAUUUGAGCUGAUCCUGGAGAUGAAUGUCCAGAGCGUCCGCAGCACUGACCCUCAGCGCCUUGGAGGGCUGGACACCCGGCCCCACUAUAUCACACGCCGGUAUGCAGAGUUCUCCUCUGCUCUCGUCAGCAUCAACCAGACAAUUCCCAACGAACGGACCAUGCAGCUGCUGGGACAGCUGCAGGUGGAGGUGGAGAAUUUUGUCCUCCGAGUGGCAGCUGAGUUCUCCUCCAGAAAGGAGCAGCUGGUGUUUCUGAUCAAUAACUACGACAUGAUGCUGGGUGUACUUAUGGAGCGAGCUGCAGAUGACAGCAAAGAGGUGGAGAGUUUUCAGCAGCUGCUUAAUGCACGGACCCAGGAAUUCAUCGAAGAGUUGCUCUCGCCCCCUUUUGGGGGUCUAGUGGCAUUUGUGAAGGAGGCUGAGGCUUUGAUUGAGCGUGGACAGGCUGAGCGGCUUCGAGGGGAAGAAGCCCGGGUUACCCAGCUGAUCCGGGGCUUUGGCAGUUCCUGGAAGUCAUCAGUGGAGUCUCUGAGCCAGGAUGUAAUGCGGAGUUUCACCAACUUCAGAAAUGGGACCAGCAUCAUCCAGGGAGCCCUGACCCAGCUGAUCCAGCUCUACCAUCGCUUCCACCGGGUCCUGUCCCAGCCCCAGCUCCGCACCCUCCCUGCCCGGGCUGAGCUCAUCAACAUUCAUCACCUCAUGGUGGAACUCAAGAAGCACAAGCCCAACUUCUGAUGUGCAGGUCCUGGAACCAUAGUCUCCUCCACGAACAUCCGUCCCUUGAGGUCCCCUUCCAGGUCUCCCCUUGCCUCCCAGGUCCUUGACGUGCCUCAGUCUACAUUCAUCCCCAGGACAGUCCUUCAGCGGAGAAGCUGGAUCCCCUUGACUUUCUGGGUCUCCCAGUGUCUUCAAGUGUUGCCAGAUCACUUCUCCCUGGACUCUCAAAAUGACCUUUCUCAUUUUCCCUAUUUUGUCACCUCUCCUUCUGUCCAGCCCUCACUCCUCCAAGGUUCUUGUCCUCACCUCCAACAAAUUUGCUGCCUCAGUCUAUGGUCCCUCGACUCUGAUCACCAUGAUCUAUGGUGUGUAAAGCCCCAGCUCCAAGAGAUUAGUGGUGAGGGAGUCUGCCUGCCUGGGAGCUCUUGAUACCCCCUUAAGCCCCCUGAUCAAAGUUUCUGUAGCUUUUUACCUCAGAUCUCAGCAACUCAAACCACUCCCAUACUAGUGUGACUUCUUCCAAGGUCAGUCUGCAGAAAACAAUAAAUAUUUAAUAUGA
Suncus etruscus (white-toothed pygmy shrew) is the source of this 2761-nucleotide messenger RNA. RefSeq names its product VPS52 subunit of GARP complex (gene VPS52). The coding region runs from base 46 to 2220 and encodes 724 amino acids. Gene Ontology annotation, cellular component: GARP complex. NCBI's taxonomy places the organism in Eukaryota, Metazoa, Chordata, Mammalia, Eulipotyphla, Soricidae. The transcript has 20 exons. Gene Ontology annotation, biological process: endocytic recycling; retrograde transport, endosome to Golgi; lysosomal transport. Gene Ontology annotation, molecular function: syntaxin binding. The record is from RefSeq and is a predicted model, not a curated record.